This is a messenger RNA of Beauveria bassiana ARSEF 2860, 597 nucleotides long. RefSeq names its product transcription factor subunit Med10. Gene Ontology annotation, cellular component: chromatin; mediator complex. The transcript has 3 exons. Bases 1 to 597 code for a protein of 198 amino acids. Gene Ontology annotation, molecular function: transcription coregulator activity. Gene Ontology annotation, biological process: positive regulation of transcription by RNA polymerase II. NCBI's taxonomy places the organism in Eukaryota, Fungi, Ascomycota, Sordariomycetes, Hypocreales, Cordycipitaceae. The record is from RefSeq and is a predicted model, not a curated record.
AUGGCGCCGAUAGAUACCAGAGUCAAUCACGAUGCCAUUGAGCAGCAGCUCAAGGACAUUAUCCAGGACCUGUACCAGAUCAUGGUGCAGGUUUCUACAUACGACUCCAUGGGUCGCCCUAGCAAAGACGUCCUGUCCAACGAAAUGACGACCCUCUCCCGCUCCCUCCAGACGCUGCACACGAGCGCCUCGGCGCCCGACGCGCUGCCCUCGGUGCCGCCCGAGCUCAUCGAGUACGUCGAGAACGGGCGCAACCCCGACAUUUACACGCGCGAGUUUGUCGAGCUCGUUCGCCGCGGCAACCAGCUCAUGUCGGGCAAGAUGCGCGCCUUUGGCGCCUUUCGCGAUGUCCUCGCCCGCAACGUGGCCACCGCCAUGCCUGAGCUGCGCGAUGACGUCGUCCAAGUCGUCGAGGCCACGGGCGGCACCCGCGUGGCCGUCGCACUGAAUUCCACGUCCAACACGACGCCGGCAGCACCACCGGCGGCGGCGGACCCGGGCAGCGGCACUACUGCUGCUGCUGCUGCUGCUGCUGCUGCUGCUGCUGCUGCUGCUGCGCCGGGAGCUCCAGACGGCGCCGCUACGACUCUGGGCUAG